UUUAUACACAUCAAAAUAUCAGAAAUUGCGGGAAACAUAUGAAAAUUGAGUGGUGCUUUAAUAAAAAUUAUUUAUAAACAAUAAAUAAAGUAUUAAUUUACAAAUAAAAACUUGUAUUCGUAAAAAGAAAAGACAACCAUGCCUGCUAACAAUGGACACUGUGGGGUUCCCCAGUGCAACUCAUAUCGGAAGGAUGGAAUAUCGAUGUUCCAUCUCCCAAAAGAUGUUCGGGAGUCUCCUAUUCUUUUGAAGAAAUGGUCCGGGACUCUUCGGAUGGGAAAACAAUUUCCGAAACAAUUUUUUAUAUGUGAGUUGCAUUUCCAUAAACAUCAAGUCCUGAGGCGAAAUAAAGGCAACGCUAAAUCACGACCGGUUUUAGUAAAGGGUGCGUUUCCCUCGCAAAACCUUCCCAAAUCUGUGGUAAAAACCAAUCAAAUAAGAUCUAGAAGAAUUUUGUCUAGAGCUUUGUCCAUUGCUAGAAGUCGAAAAUGUGAAGAACAUGAUCAUGGAGAAGGGAAUGUCGGAGAAGAAAUGAAUAGGAUUGACAACGAGGAUGAGGAUGCUGAAAAUAUUGGUGGUACUGACGACAUUUGCAGUCGCUUUUGCAAUAAAGGCAUUCAAGUGAAUUUAAAUCCAACUAUUGUAAGCUCCUUGUGCGACACGGAUAAAAAACUAAAAACGUUUACAGGACUAGAUGGUUUAAGUACUUUAGAUGCAUUAGUAAACGCAUCUUUUAAGUUACGAAAAGAAGAAACUCCUUACAUGUCAAUGAGAGACAGGAUUAUUCUAACCAUGUCCAAACUUAAAAAUAAUUCCACUUUCGCAUACUUGGCCGUUUUGUUCCAAAUCAGCGAGAAAACAGCUAAACUUUAUUUUGUCGAUACAAUAAAGCAUUUAGCCAAAAUAGUUGGACCCUUGAUAUACUGGCCGACAAGGGAACAAAAUGCGAAGAGGAUGCCUAAAUGCUUUGAGUAUUUUCAAAAUGUAAGGACAAUUUUAGACUGCACGGAGAUGAAGACGGUAACGUUCCGAUGCCUUAAAUGUAGAACUGGAGUUUAUUCACAAUAUAAGGGAGCAGCCACGCUUAAAGUGUUGAUUGGAAUUUCACCAUCGGGAGCUAUAAACUUUCUGAGCAAAGUUGCCAGUGGAAGAUCUUCGGAUAAGGCGAUAUUUAACCGCUCAGAUCUUCUUUCGAAACUGGAACCAGGAGACGCAGUAAUGGUCGACAAAGGCUUCAUGAUCGGCGAUGAGCUCAAUAAAGCGGGAAUUGAAAUGAUAAGACCUAAAUUUCAUUUCGAACCUUUUUCGGGAGAAGAUGUGAGAAGAAACACUAGAAUUGCUGCAGCGAGAGUACAUGUGGAAAGGAGAUUUGCUAGACUUAAAAUGUUCAAAAUACUAUCAGAUAAAAUCCAUUCAUCAGUUAUACCAUAUAUAGACGACAUUAUGAUAGUUUUAUGCGGUCUAUCAAAUUAUGGUACACCUAUAUUAGAUGAUAGCAAAUUUUAAAUAUAAAAAUAAAAGACAUUUUUUGAAAAUACUAUUAGCAUUUAUUUUGUAUUAUUUUUUAAAAACAUAACACCUUAAACCUAACUUUUUUUUUAAUACAAAUACAAAUAAAUACAAAAAUAACUAAAUU
Episyrphus balteatus (marmalade hoverfly) is the source of this 1636-nucleotide messenger RNA. RefSeq lists its product as uncharacterized. Bases 139 to 1506 code for a protein of 455 amino acids. The transcript has 3 exons. Lineage: Eukaryota; Metazoa; Arthropoda; Insecta; Diptera; Syrphidae. The record is from RefSeq and is a predicted model, not a curated record.